AUGGCGUUUAUUGUUGAAUUGUGGGAAUCUAUUUUCACACCAGGAACUACACCAGCUUUGAUCAAGGCAACUCAUGCCUCCUUCAUUCUAUUGCUUGCAUCACUUGCUACAUUGAUAUAUUUGACAAAAUCAAUACAUUUUGUAAAUUUACUUGUCAUUGCAGUAUUGCUUUAUGGAACAGUUGUUUGGUUCAUAAAUGAACUCCAACAAGUCAAAUUGAAAGAUAAUGAGGAGUUGAAUGCUAAAAAGGGAGAAGAAGUGACGGGGAAGCAAAGCGUAAUGAGUUUUGCUAAUGCGUUUCAAAAAAUCAUUGACCAACCAAAGAAGUUUGACUCGGUUCUAUUCCAGGAUGAGAAUGUAGUUAUAAUCAAGGAUAUGUACCCCAAAUCCAUACGUCACUUACUUGUAAUACCUCGCCACCCUGAUGUAACGCACAAACACCCAUUGGAUGUUUUCAACACAAACUACAAGGAGCAUACGGGGGAAGAGUUGUAUGAUAUGGUUGGAGAAUACGUUGAAAAGGCCAAAGAUUUGAUUGCAAACAACUUGGCAGCAAAGUUAGGGAUCGCAGAAGCUGCUGAAAUCCAAGAAUUGAGGAAUAAAUUUAUCAAAGCCGGAGUUCACUCGAUCCCAUCACUAAACAAUUUGCACAUUCACGUAAUGACACAAGAUUUCCAUUCUCCGAGAUUGAAGAAUAAAAAGCACUACAAUUCAUUCACCACUGAGUUUUUUGUCAACUUUGAACUGUUGAAUCCCUUGUAUAAUGAAGCUUAUAAUCGAUUGAACAAUCGUUAUGACAAUGGUUUUGAUUCCGGGUCUGAAGCAUCUUCUACUAGUCUGCAGGACGAUGAUCAACCCGAGUUUGUGAAACACACACGAUCAGUUGCGGUGUUGGAAGAUAUAAUCAAGUCGACUCCUUUGAAAUGUUCAAUUUGUAGCAAAACGUUUGCAAAUUCAAUGGUGAGAUUAAAGGAACAUUUAAGUGAGGAGUUCAAGAUCAAGUUUGAGGCUCUUGGUAAUCCGGAAAAAAUAACAAUAAAUGAUUUCUAG
This is a messenger RNA of Lodderomyces theae, 1050 nucleotides long. RefSeq lists its product as uncharacterized. The coding region runs from base 1 to 1050 and encodes 349 amino acids. The transcript is spliced from 2 exons. Gene Ontology annotation, cellular component: nucleus. Lineage: Eukaryota; Fungi; Ascomycota; Pichiomycetes; Serinales; Debaryomycetaceae. Gene Ontology annotation, biological process: vacuolar proton-transporting V-type ATPase complex assembly; double-strand break repair; single strand break repair. Gene Ontology annotation, molecular function: single-stranded DNA binding; double-stranded RNA binding; mismatched DNA binding. The record is from RefSeq and is a predicted model, not a curated record.